Molecule: messenger RNA, 813 nt
Organism: Symbiodinium pilosum
Lineage: Eukaryota; Dinophyceae; Suessiales; Symbiodiniaceae
Source: the annotation of a GenBank genome assembly
AUGGCUACCAGGACCGAGACCUGCACCGAAGUGGCUGUCCGUGCUGCGCCCAACCCCUUCCAUUGGGAGGUCCUGGAGGACGAGCCCAAGGUUCAGCGAACGUGCAUUGGAAGACUUUUCCGCUCAACUGAGUACGAAAUUCUGCACACUGGCGGCUUCGUUCGACUUUGCACUGAGCGUGGCCGCGUGUACUGGCUAGCUCAAAAUGAACACGACCAUCGGCUGCCAGACUGGAAGCUGCACUUCUCCGUGGCCAUGGCCGACGUACCAAGGGCCUGGAACGUGCUAUCGGAGAUCUUCCUGAACCAGGCCUGCGACUUUGGGAUGAAGGCUGUUGCUGGCGAGGCGUUGGACUCCUGGCCAGAUGAGCAACGUGGUAGGGAGCUGACAGUCUACAUCUUCCAAGAUCAUCCUGCAUACAAAGGAGGGGGUCCGAUGAUGGGAUACUGCCCAGGUUUCGAGCACAACUUCUGGUUGGGACCAGAGUUUGAGCGCGCCAGUGAGUUCUGGCUUGACUUCGUAGUGCAGGCGGAAACAGCUUUGGCUGGUGCCGGCAUUCGGAGCCGUGGCACCGCAAAUGGCGACCUAUCGCUGGGCCAUUAUGCAUCCCUCCGCAAUGAGGCAUUCAUUUUCGAUCCGUCGGAGGGUCUCUACAUCUAUCCGCCCAAUGACAGUGGCUGGAAUGCUGCCGGCCACAGCUGCCCCCUUCAACUGCCAUUGCCUGUUCGCCUGGGCCUGGAGUGCAGUGCAGGCCUGGCGAAGCUGCGCAGGCUGCGGGCUGCGCGCAGUUGCUGCAAUCGGCGGUUGCGGUAA